Amblyraja radiata (thorny skate) is the source of this 3886-nucleotide messenger RNA. RefSeq names its product protein kinase D3 (gene prkd3). Gene Ontology annotation, cellular component: cytosol. Lineage: Eukaryota; Metazoa; Chordata; Chondrichthyes; Rajiformes; Rajidae. Bases 778 to 3519 code for a protein of 913 amino acids. Gene Ontology annotation, biological process: protein phosphorylation; phospholipase C-activating G protein-coupled receptor signaling pathway; intracellular signal transduction. Gene Ontology annotation, molecular function: ATP binding; protein serine/threonine kinase activity. The record is from RefSeq and is a predicted model, not a curated record. The transcript has 20 exons.
CAGCUCGGAGCGGGCCGCAGAUGAUUGCGGUUGCCAUGGAAACAGCCUCAUCCGUUGGGCUGGGAUCCUUCACCCUACACCUCCUCCCGUCCCGUCGCCGUUUACUCCCACGAUUUCCAACGCAGACGGACACGGUGGAGUCAGAGCGAUGCUAAGCCGGGAGGCCGACCCCGUGUGGGGGUCCCAGUUCAUCCGCCGCUGAACCGUUAGAGGCCGAGGCCGCGCCUCCGCUUUCCCUCCAACUCCAUCGUGGCGGAUCUCCGGCUGCGCCCGCCUUCGUGACCGGAAGCAAAGGCUGCCGGGAGGUGUAGUCCUUUUUUCUACCACUUCCUGCUAUGUGGGAUCGGCAGCUUUCCUCCCCUGGACUACGAAUCCCCGCAUGCAGUGCGAGACCCCCCCCUUUCCCCCGCCUCCAGCAGUCCUGUGGUUACGCAGUUGCAGAUGAAUUUUAGAUUGCACAAAGUGGUGGGAGGAAAAACUAAUGCAACUCGCGUAAAAAAGUAUUUCCGGUGACGGACUGGGCGGAUUGAAAGUACAGGGAGAGAAGAGCGAGGGAGGGGGAAACCAUGAGUGGGAUAUCGAGAGAAGUGGCCCCCGCUGUACAAACUUGACGGCGAAUACCAGGCCGCCACCGUGUAAAUUCCACCCUCCUGUGUUCCAGUAACCCCAGCUGGGGAGGGGGAAAGCGGACUGUUCGGACUGCUGCCUUGUUUCUGGGGGUUGUUUUCUUCUCCGCAAACGCUGGAAGUUUCAGAGUGGAAACCCGUCGCCAGCCAGAUGUCAAGCAACAGCAACUCGUCUCCUCCCGUGUCCCAGAGAUUGCUGCCAACCGCUCUGCCACUGCCUGCCUCUUCGCCUACCCCGUCGCUCUCCCCGCCGGCCACCUCUGUUCUGUCGGGCCGGCUUUCUAAUGGGAGCCUCAACGCCCCGAGUCCCACCAAUUCCCGGGGAUCCUUCAACGGCGUAUCCUUCCUUCUGCAGAUCGGCCUCACUCGCGAACCGGUGACCAUCGAAGCACAAGACAUCUCCCUCUCUGCCGUCAAGGACCUCGUCUGCUCUAUAGUGGACCAAAAGUUCCCAGAAUGUGGCUUUUUCGGAAUGUAUGACAAGAUCUUACUCUUUCGCCAUGACCUGAAUUCUGAGAACAUCUUACAGAGGCUGAUGUCAGCGGAAGACAUUCACGAAGGGGACUUGAUUGAGGUUGUUCUCUCUGCACUAGCUACCGUUGAGGAUUUCCAGAUCCGACCACAUACCCUUUAUGUGCACUCCUACAAAGCUCCAACGUUCUGUGACUACUGCGGAGAAAUGUUAUGGGGAUUAGUGCGCCAAGGACUAAAGUGUGAAGGUUGUGGUCUGAAUUAUCACAAACGAUGUGCCUUCAAAAUUCCAAACAACUGCAGCGGUGUGAGAAAAAGGCGUCUGUCCAACGUUUCCCUGCCCGGCCUCUCACUCCCAAGACCCGCACCAUUAGACUACUCAGGAACAGUCUCGGAGGAGGUCUCUUCAUCCUCACUGGGACUCCAUUCCGGGAGCCAGCCAAAGAGUGAUGAAGUACGCUUAAUCAAGCGUUGCCACCAGGAGACCAGCAAGAGAAUCCCAUCAUGGAGUGGGCGCCCAAUAUGGAUGGAGAAGAUGGUGCUGGGAAGGGUAAAAGUACCGCACACCUUUGUCAUACACUCCUACACACGCCCCACCAUUUGUCAGUAUUGCAAGCGGCUACUGAAAGGCCUAUUUCGACAAGGAAUGCAAUGUAGAGAUUGCAAGUUUAAUUGCCACAAGCGAUGUGCAUCCAAAGUACCCAGGGACUGUCUUGGUGAAGUUGUUUUUAAUGGAGAACCAGCCAGUCCUGGUCCUGAUUCCGAUCUGCCCAUGGAGGUGGACAGCAGUGACAUGAACAGUGAAGGCAGCAGGUUGUUGGACGACACAGAGGAGCCUUCAACGUCAGAAGAAAAGUUGUAUUUCAUGGAUUCCUCAGAUCUGGAUGGAGAAAAAGAUGAAGAGCCAGUCCGAACAAUUAGUCCUUCAACAAGCAACAAUAUUCCUCUCAUGAGAGUUGUACAGUCUAUUAAGCACACGAAAAGGAAGAGUAGCACGAUGAUGAGGGAAGGUUGGAUGGUCCACUACUCCAGCAAAGACAAUCUAAGGAAAAGACAUUACUGGAGGCUGGACAGCAAGUGCCUUACACUCUUUCAAAAUGACACUGGAGCCAAGUAUCAUAAGGAAAUCCCGCUGUCAGAAAUCUUGCAGUUGGAUCCACCUCGGGAUUUUACAAAUCUGGCUCAAGGCAGCAACCCUCACUGUUUUGAGAUAAUAACUGACACCAUGGUGUACUACGUUGGAGAGAAUCUCGGAGGCAACUACCAGAAUCACGCCUUGGCUGCCACAGGAGUAGGUUUAGACGUCGCUCAGAGCUGGGAGAAGGCCAUUCGACAAGCCCUAAUGCCGGUAACACCACAAGCCAGUGUUUGCACCACAGUUGGUCAAGGCAAAGAACACAAUGACCUGUCUCUCAGCAUCUCUGUAUCUAACUGUCAAGUCCAGGAGAAUGUGGACAUCAGUUCGGUGUACCAAAUCUUUGCUGACGAGGUUCUGGGUUCAGGACAGUUUGGAAUAGUUUACGGGGGGAAGCACAGGAAGACUGGAAGGGAUAUGGCAAUUAAAGUGAUUGAUAAAAUGAGGUUCCCCACAAAGCAAGAAAGCCAACUUCGUAAUGAAGUCGCCAUCCUUCAGAACCUUCAUCAUCCGGGAAUUGUAAACCUUGAAUGCAUGUUUGAAACUCCUGAACGAGUCUUUGUUGUGAUGGAGAAACUCCACGGAGACAUGCUGGAGAUGAUUCUGUCCAGUGAGAAAAGCCGCUUGCCGGAACGCGUCACCAAAUUUUUAGUCACGCAGAUUCUGGUGGCUUUGAGACACUUACACUUCAAGAACAUUGUACACUGUGACCUGAAGCCUGAGAAUGUGCUACUAGCUUCAGCCGAUCCCUUUCCUCAGGUAAAGCUCUGCGACUUUGGCUUUGCUCGUAUUAUCGGUGAGAAAUCAUUCAGACGGUCUGUGGUGGGAACCCCGGCCUACCUGGCUCCUGAAGUACUCCGAAGCAAAGGAUAUAACCGGUCACUUGAUAUGUGGUCGGUGGGUGUUAUAAUCUACGUCAGCCUCAGUGGCACUUUCCCAUUCAAUGAAGAUGAAGACAUUAAUGACCAGAUCCAAAAUGCAGCAUUCAUGUACCCACCAAAUCCGUGGAAAGAAACCUCCAGCGAAGCCAUUGAUCUAAUUAACAACCUGUUGCAAGUAAAGAUGAGAAAACGUUACAGUGUGGACAAGUCACUCAGUCACCCCUGGCUACAGGAUUAUCAGACGUGGCUGGAUCUGCGGGAGUUUGAAACCAGGAAAGGAGAGCGUUACAUCACACAUGAAAGUGACGAUGCGCGUUGGGAAAGACAUUCCCAAGAACACAACCUUCAGUAUCCCAAACACUUCAUCAUGGCACCUAAUCUGGACGAUAUGGAGGAGGAUCCUUAAUGUAUCUAACUGGGCGCACUGCCAGGAGUGAAUAAUAUCACAGCAAUGAUGUGGAAAACACUGCCACUGGGGUACAAGGAAGCCAAGACUUGUUUCUGUUUGUUGAACAGCAGAGGCAAAGUGGAUUGGAUGCCACCCAGCACUUGACAUCAGCCCGUGUGACAAUGAAGGGAUACGGUGUAAAUGGAGACUGCAAGCCUAUAGUACAGCUGGAGACUUAACGACUGACAUAUGCGGAGAAAGAGGACAUGUAAAUGCUGUGAGCUAUAGACUUUAAACCAAACAUUCCUUUUUGUAGUAUUUAGCUGGUUUAAUACUAUCCACCCAAGUACCUCUUUGGUACCAAGCCAUAAAUUUACUUGUUUAC